This is a messenger RNA of Ricinus communis (castor bean), 2203 nucleotides long. Its product is annotated as probable purine permease 5. The coding region runs from base 238 to 1338 and encodes 366 amino acids. Gene Ontology annotation, molecular function: purine nucleoside transmembrane transporter activity. Gene Ontology annotation, cellular component: membrane. The record is from RefSeq and is a predicted model, not a curated record. The transcript has 2 exons. Lineage: Eukaryota; Viridiplantae; Streptophyta; Magnoliopsida; Malpighiales; Euphorbiaceae.
UCUUUGAACCAAAAGUUCUACCUAACCUCUAAAAGAAAAUUUAAAUGUAAAUUACUAACCUCUAAUAGAAAGUUUAAUUUUAAAUUCAAAUAACGACCACAAGCUUUGCUACUUCUCCAAAACGUCCACCAGUAAUUCGCACAUGAUAAUUGCCUGAUUAAAGCACCGACCUGUCUUCUCGCUUCUCACCCAAAAGAAGAAAGAGUGAAAAGUAUUAUUUAGUUUGAGCUCACUCUCAUGCAUCAAGAAGCUCUUCUGGAGGCAGAGGGAAGAAUGGAUGAGGAACCAGCAGAACCUUCAAAUUCAUUUUCAUUAUGGGAAAAAAUCUCCAUCUGGAAGACUCUGGCUCUGGAAGCAUACAAAAAGAAGCCAAUGUCACAUUGGAUUCUUCUGCUUCUGAGCAGUGCAGCAAUGCUCAUCGCAUUCCCUGCUUCGAGCCUUCUGUCCCGUGUUUAUUAUGCAAAUGGGGGUACAAGCAAGUGGAUUAUUUCAUGGGUAGCAGUUGCUGGGUGGCCUCUAACUGCUUUAGUUCUGCUUCCUACUUAUUUCUUCUGUAAAACUUUCCCUACUCGGCUGAGCUCAAAACUCAUUGUUGCUUAUAUUGUGCUGGGUUUUCUAAGUGCUGCUGAUAACUUGAUGUAUGCAUAUGCCUAUGCUUACCUCCCAGCAUCAACUUCUGCACUUGUGGCUUCAUCAUCCCUGGUGUUCUCUGCUUUGUUUGGAUAUCUCAUUGUGAACAACAAACUGAAUGCUUCAAUGAUAAAUGCUAUUGUGAUUAUUACUGCUGGAAUGGUCAUAAUUGCACUGGAUUCGGAUUCGGACAGAUAUGACUAUGUAAGUGACCGCCAAUAUAUUAUGGGCUUCAUAUGGGAUAUCCUGGGAUCUGCUCUUCAUGGUCUCAUCUUUGCCCUUUCAGAAUUGAUUUUCGUUAAGUUACUGGGGAGAAGAUCCUUCCAUGUUGUACUGGAGCAGCAGGUGAUGGUUUCUUUAUUUGGUUUUAUAUUUACCACCAUUGGAAUCAUUGUGAAUAGAGAUUUUCACGGGAUGAAAUCCGAGGCUGAAACAUUCGUAGGUGGUGAGACUUCAUAUAUUCUAGUUCUUGUCUGGGGUGCUAUUACUUUUCAGUUGGGGGUACUUGGAGGCACUGCUGUGCUAUACUUGGCUUCUACUGUGGUAGCUGGUGUUCUCAAUGCUGUGAGGGUACCGCUCACCAGUGUUGCUGCUGUUAUUUUGUUGCAUGAUCCUAUGAGUGGGUUCAAGAUUCUCUCUUUGAUCGUAACAUUCUGGGGUUGUGUUUCUUACAUUUAUGGCAGUUCAGAUUCUAUUAAACUUUCCUAAUCAUAGGUUCUUGUUCCAGUUUCUAUUAUACUCUCCUAGUUCUUGUUAUCUUGAUACAGAGACCGCAGGGUGAUGCUUUUAUUUCCUUUCAUCAGAUGCUAUAGUCAAAGAUUAUUGGUUGCAAGAGUAAUUAUUCUCAGAAAUGCUUAAUGCUGUAAUUAAAGUCAUGUCAGGAGUUCUAUUUGUCAUAGAAAUCUGCAGAUUAAGCAAUCUUUGUUAGAAACAAUGCAUCAGUGGUGGCAAUUUUGGUUGUAAAUGUGGUAUUAUUUGCUUUACUGCUUAGGGGCUACCCAAAAAGACAAAAAGAAAAGAGAGAAAAAGAAAGAGCAGAGAUGGCAUCAAAUUUCUAUUGAAGAGCAUGACCAAAGAGAAAAAUAAGCUCACUAUUGAUUUUGUAUCAUGGAAAUUGGUGCUUUUUCGACAAGGUAUCCAAAUCUACAACUUAGCCAGGAACCACAAGCUUUUCGUAUUCUGUUCAAUUUUCUCUUCAGUGGCAAACUGCUUGAUGUUUUCAAUCAGAAGGGAAGUGGAAAAAGGAGAAACAUAGACCUACCUAAAGCAAGCAUCCUGGUUCUCCUCAAAACUAAUAGCCAUCAUCUAAGAAGGCAUGGAAAAGCCUAAGGAAUGAGGAAGACUACAAGACAGCAGUUAUUGCCAAUAAUGCCCAGAAAGGGCUCUGAGAAGUCCUUUUGAAGAAGAGAAAGCAAAGAGAGAGAACAUGAAUUGGGUUAUAUAGGACCAAAAAUGUCCUGCAAUCUCAUGGUAGAAUCAAUGUGUCUAGAAGGGUAUGAAGCCACUGUUAAAAGGAACUCUGUGAUGUUCUGUGUUUUAUUCAAUUAUACAACUGAUCCAAUUUGUUGUAGAA